UGGCGUCAGUGCUUAAGAGUUUAGACUCUUGAACAAUUUGCCAGUUUCUAAAUGUGGUCCUAAGAACCUCCCACCCGUGUGACCUCCGGCUCAUUCCCAGGAACCUAACACUUGACGGUCGGACCCACGGCUCAGAGGAGGAGCCCUGAAAGGGCCAUGGUUCGCAGUAAAUCACCCUGCCUUCUCUCCUGGCUGCUGCCGCUCCUCAUAAUUCUGCUGCCUCAGGCAGACACUCGAUCAUUUGAAGUAGAUUGGGAAGAGGACAGGUUUCUGUUGGACGGGGUCCCGUUCCGUUAUGUGUCUGGCAGUCUACACUACUUUCGGGUACCGAGGGUGCUUUGGGCAGACCGGCUUUUUAAGAUGCGCAUGAGUGGCCUCAACGCUGUACAGCUUUACGUGCCCUGGAACUACCAUGAACCACAGCCUGGGGUUUAUAACUUUAAUGGCAGCCGCGACCUCCUUGCCUUUCUGAAUGAGGCAGCUAUUGCAAACCUGUUGGUCAUACUGAGACCAGGACCUUAUAUCUGUGCAGAGUGGGAGAUGGGAGGUCUUCCAUCCUGGUUGCUUCGAAAACCUAAAAUACAUCUGAGAACCUCAGAUCCAGACUUUCUUGCCGCAGUGGACUCCUGGUUCAAUGUCUUGCUGCCCAAGAUCUAUCCGUUUCUCUACCACAAUGGGGGCAACAUCAUUAGCAUUCAGGUGGAGAAUGAAUAUGGUAGCUACAAGGCCUGUGACUUCAACUACAUGAGACACCUGGCUGGACUCUUCCGUGCACUACUAGGAGAUGAGAUCUUGCUCUUCACCACAGAUGGGCCGGAAGGACUCAAAUGUGGUUCCCUCCCAGGACUCUAUACCACCGUAGAUUUUGGUCCAGCUGACAACAUGACCAAAAUCUUUAGCCUGCUUCGGAAGUAUGAACCCCGUGGGCCACUGGUGAACUCUGAGUACUACACAGGCUGGCUGGAUUACUGGGGCCACAAUCACUCCACUCGGUCCAUUCCAGCAGUGACCAAAGGACUAGAGAACAUGCUCAAGUUGGGGGCCAGCGUGAACAUGUAUAUGUUCCAUGGAGGAACCAACUUUGGAUACUGGAAUGGUGCUGAUGAGAAGGGACGCUUCCUUCCAAUUACUACCAGCUAUGACUAUGAUGCACCCAUAUCUGAAGCAGGGGACCCCAUGCCUAAGCUUUUUGCUCUUCGAAAUGUCAUCAGCAAGUUUCAGGAAAUUCCCCUGGGACCUUUACCUCCUCCCAGCCCCAAGAUGGCACUUGGACCUUUGACCCUGCACCUGGAUGGAGAUUUGCUGACUUUCCUAGAUGCUCUCUGCCCCCAGGGACCUAUCCAUUCAGUCUUGCCAAUGACCUUUGAGGCUGUUAAGCAGGACCGUGGUUUUGUGCUAUACCGGACCUAUCUGUCUUACACAGUUUUUGAACCAACACCAUUCUGGGUGCCAAAUAAUGGAGUCCAUGACCGUGCUUAUGUGAUGGUGGAUGGGGUGUUUCAGGGUAUUCUGGAACGAAAUAUGAAACACAAACUAUUCCUCAUGGGAAAAAUAGGAACCCAACUGGAUAUCUUGCUGGAGAACAUGGGGAGGCUCAGUUUUGGGUCUAACCACAGUGACUUCAAGGGUCUCUUAGAACCACCAGUGCUGGGGCAAACAGUCCUUACCCAAUGGAUGAUGUUCCCUCUGAAAAUUGAUAAUCUUAUAAAGUGGUGGUUUCCCCUCCAGAGGCAGAAAAGAGAACAGCCUACAGCUCCCUCUGGCCCUACUUUCUACUCCACAACUUUUCCAAUCUUAGGUCAAGCUGGGGAUACAUUUCUCUAUCUACCUGGAUGGAUUAAGGGCCAAGUCUGGAUCAAUGGGUUUAACUUGGGCCGGUACUGGACAAAGCGGGGCCCGCAACAGACCCUCUAUGUGCCAAGACCCCUGCUGUUUCCUAAGGGAGCCAUCAACAAAAUCACAUUGCUGGAGCUAGAAAAUGUACCUUCUCAGCCCCGAAUCCAGUUUUUAGACAAACCUAUCCUCAAUAGCACCUUGCAUAGGGCAUACACUUAUUUUCUGUCAGAUAAUGCACACAGUGCAUAUGAACCAAUGAUGUUAAGUGGGCAUUGAAAAAAGACCCCAG
Octodon degus (degu) is the source of this 2125-nucleotide messenger RNA. It is a transcript of the gene Glb1l, whose product is annotated as galactosidase beta 1 like. Gene Ontology annotation, cellular component: vacuole. Gene Ontology annotation, biological process: carbohydrate metabolic process. Bases 157 to 2112 code for a protein of 651 amino acids. The transcript is spliced from 17 exons. The record is from RefSeq and is a predicted model, not a curated record. Gene Ontology annotation, molecular function: beta-galactosidase activity. Lineage: Eukaryota; Metazoa; Chordata; Mammalia; Rodentia; Octodontidae.